This is a messenger RNA of Dermacentor andersoni, 2120 nucleotides long. The record is from RefSeq and is a predicted model, not a curated record. NCBI's taxonomy places the organism in Eukaryota, Metazoa, Arthropoda, Arachnida, Ixodida, Ixodidae.
AUGCUGCAUCUGGUGCGGACAGGACUUCUCGAGGGCUGCUGUGCAGAUACUAAUAAGGAGAGGUACCUUGACGUAGAAAAGGGAAGUGGUGCUCCGCCGGUCGUCCCAAGCACGCAAGCGACUGACCCUCCUGUAGCGCCACCGACACCGCCUCCCGUGACCAUUCCGACGACACCACGGCCUGUCCCGCCGACAGCGCCUCCCGUGGCCCCCACCACAUCACGGCCCGUCCUGCCGUCCACACCGAGAAGUACUCCCAGGGCGCCACCGAGGCCGAUACCAACGCCACCGAGGCCGAUACCAACGCCACCGACGCCGAUACCAACGCCACCGACGCCGAUACCAACGCAACCGACACCGAGGCCACCGACACCGAGGCCAACGACACCGAGGCCAACGACACCGAGGCCAACGACACCGAUGCCAACGACACCGAUGCCAACGACACCGAGGCCAACGACACCGAGGCCAACGACACCGAGGCCAACCACACCGAGGCCAACGACACCGAGGCCAACGACACCGAGGCCAACGACACCGAGGCCAACGACACCGACGCCAACGACACCGACGCCAACGACACCGACGCCAACCACACCGACGCUAACCACACCGACGCCAACAACACCGACGCCAACGACACCGACGCCAACGACACCAAUGACACCGACUACGACACCGACUACGACAACACCUUUUCCGGGAAUACCAUCGCGACCCGGCAAACCACCACGUCGCUUCACACUCAUCUGCGUGUUUGAGUUUAUCAGCAUCUGGGUCUGGGGUCCGGUUCACCAGUGCACCGACUACGUCUAUAUCCGGAUGUUCACCUACACGUACCACAGGAGUGGGGACCAGCGUAUCGAGUUUUCAGCGAAGAAGCUGGAGACCGCGACUAAAAGCCGGAUCGACUGGGACACCAGCUACCAGUACGGGCUCUACUUGUUCAAGGGUGACGCUCAACUCAGGCGCAUCUGGACGCAGUUCCCUCAAGGCGAUCUUUACUUGGGCAUGUGGGGUAUGACGUACAUGCGCAUACUGAAUAGCCUCUGGACGUAUGCACAGAUUCACGACUCGAUAUAUGCCUUCGUGCGCUCCAACUUUUCCGUCUACUUCGACGUCGCCAGAUUUGAAGGGUUGGCCAUCAUCAACUCCGUCAUCAGGACCGACAGGGGCUGGUUCCAGUCGAACGAAACAUACCGGUUUAACAUGUUCAAGGAUCCUGAUACCGGCGUCCUCCCGCCAGGCUGGAAGUUCAUCCACACGUGUAGUAUCUGGCCAGAUGAAUUUGUGAGCAUGAGUAAAAUUAUACACACCAUCAACUUUCCCGACAUCUUUGGAAUCAGCACGAGCAACACAACGGAAGAGCACAACGUCGUGUGGCACGAUGCCUCGUACAACAACCCGGUAAAUUGGAUUUCUCCUCCAAACCCCAUUGACAGGGUGCACGCCGAAACCAGAAGCAUGCUCGACAUCAUUGCCGAUUUCCCAAUGUGGAAGAAAACGGUGAACCAAAGCAAGGUCUGUUUCUCGGUCACCACGUCCAUCAACUACGCGCACGCCACGUCUAUCUCCAUCGACUUCCACACUGAAGUUAACACGUGGCCUUUCAAUGUGGUUCGGUUCCGUCGCUAUAACUUCACAGGCAAAAACGACGGGAACAAAAAGCUAAACGUGGACGACAUGGAGAUGCACUACCGGUUUGAGACCAGGACCCAGACCCACAUGUGGGAGCACACUAACAGUGCAGGCAGAUUUGAGGUCUUCCUCUACGACAAUGCUGACACUCUGGCCCCCAAGAUCGAAAGGCUACUGGACGCUUGGCCAGACGACAAGUGCGUCGUUUUCGACGACCUAGGCGAGGACAGCAUGGAAAGCGGAUUCACGUUCGAUAACCAGACGGUAAAGUUCGAAAAAUUCGGGAUGUUCAACGUCGUUUCCGGGGCCAUGAUCAAGAGAUACGGCGGAACCGCCUUUCCGGAAUCGUAUCAUCAGAAGGUACCAAAGUUAACUGGUAGUGGAUGAGGCUCAGAGCAAAUUUGAAACGAGAAGAAAGAGGCGACCGUGCACGCGUCGGACAAAAAUCAUCUGCCACAAAUAAACUUUCUUUUUUUUCUUCA